AAACUCAGGUAAGGUUUUUUGUCCGUUUUCCUUAUGUCAACGGGAUCUAUAGAUGAGAAUCUCUAAUUCUAGAUGACACCCAUUUGUUACUUGGAGGUAGGGCUAUCCCACGACCACGAGCAAGCGUGAAGUAUGUAUCAAAAUGAUAUCCCAAGAUACGAAGCUUUAACCACAACAUUGAUGGUCCUGAUGACAACACACCCAACAAAAAAUGGCGACACCAUAACGACAUCUUUCCCUCCUAAACCAUAAGCUGAUGGGCAUGAGCGAGCAACGGCCAUAGAUACCGGUGAGCUAUGUUCUCACAUCUCCGCCACCCCCACGACAUCCUCCCUUUUCUUACCUUCAACUUCAACACCCGACGGCGACUGCCACCAAUCUUCCGUUGCUUUAAGUGCAGCUGUAGUAAUGAAGAACCAAAAUCUUAUUCAACUCGUUUCCUUCCUCCCAAACCUUCUCAUUCUCGUCUCCCACCUCUCCCAUUCCUUCGCGCUCUCUCUUCCAAUCCUAGUAUGGGUUCUCAAUCUACCGUCGCAGAUUUUCCCUUACAGUACCCUUUCGCCCGAAGAGAUGAAUCGGUCGUCGAUGACUAUCAUGGCGUUAAGAUAUCUGAUCCGUAUCGAUGGCUCGAAGACCCCGAUGCCGACGAAGUCAAAAAUUUCGUUGAGAAGCAGGUAAAAUUGACGGAUUCGGUGCUUGCUACAUGUGAUACGAGAGAGAAACUUCGCCAGGAGAUUACGAGGCUUUUCGAUCACCCUCGGUUCGAUGUCCCGUUCAGGCGGGGGGAUAAAUAUUUCUACUCUCAUAACACCGGUCUUCAAGCGCAGAGCGUCCUCUAUGUGCAGGGUAGUUUAGAUGCGAAGGCAGAGGUUUUGCUCGAUCCCAAUGCGCUUAGCGAGGAUGGAACUGUUGCUCUGAACGCAUAUGCCAUUAGCGAGGAUGCUAAGUACUUAGCUUACGGGCUUAGUUCUAGUGGCAGUGAUUGGGUGACAAUCAAAGUAAUGCGGGUCGAUGAUAAGACCGUCGAGCCUGAUACUCUAUCCUGGGUUAAAUUUUCGUCUAUCAGUUGGACUCAUGAUAAUAAAGGGUUCUUCUAUAGCCGCUUUCCGGCUCCUAAGGAAGGAGAAAAGUUAGAUGCCGGUACCGAGACGGAUGUUAAUCUUUAUCACGAGCUUUACUAUCAUUUCUUGGGUACGGAUCAAUCCGAAGACAUUCUGUGCUGGAAAGAUUCCGACAAUCCAAAAUAUCUGUUUUCAGCCCAAGUAAUGGACGACGGGAAGUAUGUGCUACUGUAUAUAGAGGAGGGAUGUGAUCCAGUCAAUAAGCUUUACUACUGUGACAUAUCUGCACUUCCAGAUGGAGUUGAAGGUUUUAAAGGCAGAAAUGAAAGGCUUCCCUUUAUCAAGCUUGUUGACAAUUUUGAUGCCAGUUAUCAUGCUAUUGCUAAUGAUGGAACCCUGUUUACCUUCCAAACUAAUAAAGAAGCUCCAAAGUAUAAGCUAGUUCGGGUGGAUCUCAAUGAACCAAGUGUCUGGACUAAUGUCCUCGAAGAAUCUGAAAAGGAUGUGCUAGUAUCAGCCAAUGCUGUCAACAGUAACCAGAUUCUGGUACGCUACUUGAGUGAUGUCAAGUACGUUCUGCAGAUAAGAGACCUGAAAACAGGUUCACUGCUACAUCAUUUGCCUAUUGAUAUUGGCACGGUAUAUGGGAGUUCUGGAAGGCGCAAAGACAAUGAGAUCUUUAUUGGGUUCACCAGCUUCCUUACACCUGGUAUUAUUUAUCAGUGCAAUUUAGAAACUGAGGUCCCAGAAAUGAAGAUAUUCCGGGAAAUUGUUGUUCCUGGAUUUGAUCGCAUGGAAUUCCAGGUUAAUCAGGUUUUUGUAGGUAGCAAGGAUGGUACCAAGAUACCAAUGUUCAUUGUGUCUAGGAAGAAUAUCAUUUUGGAUGGGUCACAUCCUUGUUUAUUAUAUGGUUAUGGUGGAUUUAAUAUUAGCAUUACACCAUCAUUUAGUGUCAGCCGCACCAUUCUUAUGAGGCAUUUAGGUGCUGUCUUCUGCAUAGCCAACAUUCGUGGUGGUGGAGAAUAUGGAGAAGCAUGGCAUAAAGCAGGAUCACUUGCAAAAAAGCAGAAUUGCUUUGAUGACUUCAUUUCUGCUGCAGAAUUUCUUGUCUCUGCUGGUUAUACCCAACCAAAGAAGCUAUGCAUUGAAGGUGGAAGCAAUGGUGGACUUCUUGUUGCAGCUUGCAUUAGUCAGCGGCCUGAUCUUUUUGGUUGUGCUCUGGCUCAUGUUGGUGUUAUGGACAUGUUGCGUUUCCACAAGUUCACAAUAGGCCAUGCAUGGACUUCUGAUUUUGGUUGCUCAGAUAAGGAAGAAGAAUUCCAGUGGCUAAUUAAAUACUCACCGCUUCAUAACGUUAGAAGACCAUGGGAACAACUUCAUGAUAAGACUUGCCAGUACCCAUCUACAAUGCUUUUGACAGCUGACCAUGAUGAUCGUGUUGUACCACUACAUUCAUUGAAGUUAUUGGCAACCAUGCAAUAUAUCCUCUGCAACAGCUUGGAGAAGAGCCCACAAACCAACCCGAUCAUUGGUUGGAUUGAUCGUAAGUCUGGGCAUGGAGCUGGACGUCCUACUCAGAAAUUGAUUGAUGAAGCUGCUGACCGGUAUAGUUUUAUGGCUAAGAUGUUGGGUGCAUCUUGGAUCAAGUAAGAGGUGUUGAUAAAACGGGUUUUAAAUCUUGGUAUUUUAGAUUAUGGCUCACAACUCAACAAUGUUGAAAUGCGAUUAGGUUAAAGGAAUACACUACAUACUUGAAUUCAUAUUGGUAUAGUUGGGAGCCCACUGCUUGAGGUUUGUGUUAAUGAAGUCUUGGGUUGGAAAGUAGAUUUCACAUUGUUCAUCGAUAUCACCGGGAUAAGGAGGUGGGUGGGUUAGAUGUUGCAUGAAAGUCUGCAACUUGAACCGCAAUCCCAUAUUUGACUGUCUACUGUAAUAUAUAGUGCCUUUGAUUUACAGUGGGGCAAUCUUAGAACAUGUUUUCAUGUCUGAAGUGUAUACGUUAAAUCCAUAUUUUACAGUGGGGCAAUCCUACAUGUCCCUAAUGUGAGGUAUCGUAUUGUUGUUAAGCCAUAGCCAUUUGAAUGAUAUAGCAUUUAUAUGUUUCUAAUCCUAUCA
Molecule: messenger RNA, 3176 nt
Organism: Nelumbo nucifera (sacred lotus)
Lineage: Eukaryota; Viridiplantae; Streptophyta; Magnoliopsida; Proteales; Nelumbonaceae
Source: RefSeq, a predicted model, not a curated record